This is a messenger RNA of Stegostoma tigrinum, 4935 nucleotides long. Its product is annotated as E3 ubiquitin/ISG15 ligase TRIM25-like. Lineage: Eukaryota; Metazoa; Chordata; Chondrichthyes; Orectolobiformes; Stegostomatidae. The transcript is spliced from 7 exons. The coding region runs from base 467 to 1825 and encodes 452 amino acids. The record is from RefSeq and is a predicted model, not a curated record. Gene Ontology annotation, molecular function: zinc ion binding.
UUCCUGCUGUGCCUGAACAGGCAAGGAGUCAAUAAAUAAUGUGUGUGGAGAGAGCUGCAUGCUUGAUUCAUGCGAAAGAACAUCCAGCUGGGCCAUGCUCUCUCGGUCUGAGUGUAUCUCUUGUCCCUGUGUGCAAGCGCUGUACAAAUCUUAGACCAGUGCUGUCUCUGAGCUAACACGGUGUGGAGCUGGAUGAACACAGCAGCCAAGCAGCAUCUUAGGAGCAGGAAAGCUGACAUUUCGGGCCUGGACCCUCCUUCUGUCUGUGCCCACCUAAUCACUGUUUAGAUUUCGCAGGAGGUGAAACAUCUUUAGCAGUACUACUCGACAUCUGCUGGAACUGCAAACCGUCUUCAUUGACAUUUCUGCUGGCAACAAGAUGGGUCGUUCAAUCCUGCCACAAGAGAUUUUUGUUUGCCCUCCCAGACGUGUGACAGUGAAAGAGAAUCCAGGAACCAAGUAAUAAAUGCUGCCAGGGCUGUCAGGCUUUAGGGAAGUCCAGGUUAGUUUUCAGAUUGCUGCUCGAUGUGGGCAUUACAGCAUGGCACUGGUGCCCAUUAAUGUGCAGGUGCCCAGGGAGAAGCUGGUGUGUGCCAUCUGUUUGGAUGUGUUCAAGAGCCCGGUCACCAUUCCAUGUGGUCACAAUUUUUGCCUGGAAUGCAUUGGGCGUUUCUGGGAUGAGCAGUUCAACAUGAGGGCCUGCAGCUGCCCCCAGUGUAGGGAGAGCUUCAUCCCCAGGCCCACCCUCCACAGGAACACCAUGCUCUGCGACAUCGUAGAUGAAUUUCUCAAGUCGGGGGCUGAGGCUGGCCCGACCCAGGCUCCGGUGGGACCCGGGGAUGUCCCCUGUGAUUUCUGCCGCGGCGCCCAGCUGCGGGCCGCUAAGUCGUGCCUGAUGUGCCUGGCGUCGUACUGCGAGGAUCACCUGAAGCCGCACCGGGAUAACCCGGCCUUCCAGGACCACCCCCUCACCGAGCCGGCUCGCGACAUUAAGGAGCGAAAGUGCAAAGUCCACAGGAAGCACCUGGAGCUGUUCUGCAGGAAUGACAAGGCUUUUAUUUGCUGCGCCUGUAUGACCAAUGAGCACCGCACACACCAGGUGGUUACGCUGGAGGAGGAGGUACAGCACAGAAAGAAAGAGCUCUAUCUCGUGGACCUUGACACAGAGAAACAGCUACAGGGCACACUGCUGGAGAUUGGGACCCUCCAGGAAAGCAUGGACUCAAUCACGAGAACGACACAACAGGUGGAAUUGGAAAUCACCAACAAAUUUUCUGCGAUGACGGAAGCGAUUGAGGAGGCGCUGAAAGUGGUGAUUGGUUUAAUUGGGCGGGAACAGCAAACUGUCCUGAACCAGGGGAACUGCAUCAGGACUCAGCUGGAGCAGAGAUGUAGGGAGCUGCGCGAAAAGAAACUGCAGCUGGAGAUUCUAGCCAAUAAGAGCGACAAUUUCAAAUUUGUGCAGGAGUCCCUUUGUUUCAGCUCCUCCUCUCAGGUCUCUGACGUCCCGAAGUUAAAGUCUGACCUCCGUUUCAAACUGGCACGUGCCAGCGAAGCUGCCACAGAACUUUCUGUCCAGGUGAAGGACUGUCUACAUCGAGCUAUGAAACGCAAACUGAAGAGCACAGAGGUCAGAGGCAGUGAGAAAACUGCUCGACCAUCGGAUGUGUCUCCACGAACCUCUCUGCUUCCCCCAGAAGCCAAGAUUCGGAAAGAGCUUAGACAAUAUCAGCCGCCAUUGGAUGGAGUCACUGCUCCUUCACAGAAUGCCUCCCCGGCUGGUUCCUCCGGGAGGCACUGCAGAGUCGUUGAAGCAGAUUUUUGAUCCAACCAGAUGAAGUGAAUGCUCCGACCUGGUCCAAUUGGGCACAGAGAGAAUGUAACUAACCGAAGACUUGGCACAGUCAGGAGCAGCUGCUGUCUUUGGAGAAUUGCUGACCAAUUGUGUAUAUAAAGAGCUGUCACUGCGGCACACUUUACUGCAGGUAUCACCUUCUCUGGACCCUCUGUGCUGACCUGGGACUUAGAUACAACUGUCCGAAGCAGAAAACCCAAAAGUGUGUCUUUUACUUGAGGAGGAAUGGUUUGGGGUGGGAGCUGAGGAUCUUUCCUGGCAUGUGGUCACCAAUCUCGCCCACACCCAGUUUUGUCCUCAUGAAUCAGUUGCAUCUUGUGCCCUUACUGUCCAACUGGCAGACUUAGGCGGAAUCAAAGCUACCUGGGUAGGUAUGGUAACUGGACUGGGCUCUAUGCAAGUGGCACCUUGUCAUUUUUACCGAGUGAUGUGCACUAUGGACAAAAAUCUCUCCACGUUGUGCUCUGCCUCUUUGAUUCAGACAUUUUUCUAAGGACUCAGCAGCUCAAGUAACAAGAGGCAGACUGGAACCUGUUAAAGCUACUCUCAUUUCUCAGCUGUGUUCUUGUGCAUGUAUUCUGAAGGCAUCUAGGUCAACCCACAAUGGCCAUUCUUCCCGUGUGUGUACCUGGACAACACAUGCUGUUCAGCUAUUUCACCAUGGAUGGCGUCGCACCAAACCUGGUAACAGCCAACACAAACAGCCAUUCACUUUUAAUAAAGGUCACUAUGCAACUUUGAGAAACAGGUUCCCAGUCUGAUCAACUUCACACUAAGGAACGAUCCUGUAGCUGUGGUGUAGAGUACAUUAUGAGUGUAGCAUUAGAGCCUGCCCUUGGUCCAUUCAGCCCAUCAAGUCCACACUGACCCUCCAAAGAACAUCCCGCCCAGACCCACAUCCCCACGCUGUUCUUGUUACUCUACAUUUCCCAAGUCUAACACACCUAACCUAAACAGCCCUGGACAUUGUGGCCAAUCCGCGUAACCUGCACAUCUUUGCACUGUGCAAAGAAACCAGAACACCCUGAGGAAACCCACGCAGACAUGGGGAGAAUGUGCAAACUCCACACAGUCACCCGAGGCUGGAAUCGAACCCAGGUCCUGUGAACUGUGAGGCAGCAGUGCUAACCACUGAGCCACCGUGCUGUCCCACCAUUCAAGCUCAUCGUAAACUGAAGACUUUGUUGUGAAUCAUUUGGGUGACCUACAUCUGCCGUAGUUGCUUUCAAGAAGCUUUCAAGGACAGCAAUAGAACACUACAGCACAGUACAGGCUCUCUGGCCCUCGAUGUGGCACUGACCUGUGAAACCAAACUGAAGCCCAUCUAACCUACUCUAUUCCAUUAUCAUCUAUAUGUUUAUCCAAUGACCAUUUAAAUGCUCUUAAACUUGGCAAGCCUACCACUAUUGCAGGCUUACUACUGUCUGAGCAAAGAACCUACCUCUGACAACUGCCCUAUGUCUAUCACCCCUCAAUUUAAAGCUGUGCCCCCUCGUGCUAGCCAUCACUGUCCGAGGAAAAAGGCUCUCACUGUCCACCCUAUCUAAUCCUCUGAUCACCUUCUAUGUCUCUGUUAGACCACCCUAGCUAUGGUUGAGUAAUAAAUCCUGGCCUUGCAGGUGACACACACAUCCAGCAGUGAUAUGAAGUCUGCGGACGCCCAUGUCAGUGCUCUCCUUAAAACAAGAGCAAAAUCCUGCAGAUGCUGAAAAUCUGAAGCAAAUACAGAAUGCUGGAGAAACUGUACCGCAUCUGUCGAGAGAGAACCUGGUGUGACUUUUUUUACAACUUCUGAAACUCUCGACUUUCUCCUGCAUUCUCUGUGUUUGUCCCAGUGUUGUCCUUGAUUUGUGACAGUGCCCACAUGCAGUUUAUUCUUCUGGUUGUUUUAUUUGAGGAGCCUACACUAUUAAUCAAAAGGGGUGCUUGUGAGGGAGCCCAUACGCACAUUGGGUGGAAUUUAAUGCCUUCCCUCGAGGCAAGGUUGGAGGUGGAGGCCAUUUGAUUGGGCUGGAGGGUGGAGAUUGGGAUCACACUGUCAGGAUGGCUUUCCCACCCCGAUACCAUUGGAGGCCCUUUAAGUGAUCUCUAAUGAUCACUUACAGGCCUUGUCCCUGUGUCACUGGUAUUCAACCAUGAUGUGUGUUUGCUUGCUGGCUUCCAGGGGAGAUGGCUCAUUGGCAUGUGUGCAGGGACCAGCAAUCGGGAGGGUGGUUCCCAUUGAGAGCUAUGCCUCCCUCUUGACCCCAGCCUCACUCAACUAAGGCUUGUGCCCCUCAUUGAUUCCGGGCCUCUGGUAGGUUCAUUGUCUGCACCAUCAUUCCUGGUCGUACUGCCUUCAGUGGGGAGCUGUUGGACCCUUACUUGCUGGCAGUAUUCAGAGAGGCAGGUGAAACUUCUGCCCUCCCCACCUCAGCUUGAUCUAUUGAUGGCCACUUAAAUGGCAGAUCGUCUCUUAUUGGAGUUUGCCUUCUCAAUAGGAGAUGUUAUGGAGCAUUCACCAUCUGCUCAGCCUACAGUUGCGACCACCAUCACCUGCGUUAUAAAAUACGCUCACUAUGUGCAACUGUAACAUUGUCUAAUGUCAAUCCAUCGCAGGGAUCAUUGUGCUAAUUUUCCAUGUCAUUCUGAUGUCAGUUAUCAGAAGAGACUGAGCACCCUUCCUGGGAAUAUCCCAUUGACCGAAGUCAGCAAGAGGGCAUGGGUGGGCAGAGGGGAACAGCGUCGACGGUUCCCAGCUCAGAGUCCUGAUGGACGCAGCCUAAAAACAGGACCCACACCUUUCACAAGUUUUCCCUAGUCCUGUCAAUUACUGGAAAGGUAAUUUCUGCAGUCGCAGAGCCUCGAAUGCUAAUUUUGAAAUCUUUAUUGUCUUCUCUUCCUGUUGUUCUAUUGCAUAUAUCGCAUAUUUUACCAUUUGCUACAGCUCUAAGAAUUGCUACUCGAGGCUGCAACAGUUCCUGUUGUAUUAAACAGUCUGAACAUAUUAAUUAAACCUCUCUUCCUACAUUCCAAUUAUAUAGGAGCUGUGUUAUAAUGGAUGUUUACAUCAAACAAGUUGCUGUUACAUUCCUGUACAA